Messenger RNA from Dermacentor andersoni, 4577 nucleotides. It is a transcript of the gene metro, whose product is annotated as membrane palmitoylated protein 7-like protein metro. The record is from RefSeq and is a predicted model, not a curated record. Lineage: Eukaryota; Metazoa; Arthropoda; Arachnida; Ixodida; Ixodidae. Gene Ontology annotation, molecular function: protein binding.
UUCAGGCUUUCGGUUUUGUUUUGAGCCUGCGUAUGUAUGUUUGACAACUGUUCCCACUCCCUCCUUUUCGGAGUCGUCGGACGCCGUUUUCUGAAACGCGCGAUGGUUUUGUUGUCGUUAGGAGGAAGUACAGUGACGUGACGCGAUGACGCCCACUUGCAGCUAGUUGCGCUGGCGAGAGACGUUUUUAAGUAAAGAUGAGUUGCUGCCACCAAAGGGAAUGGCUGUAGGAGGCAAGUACAAUGGAACUCGUAGUGACCAAGCCCUACAAAGGCUUCUGGCUUCCCUGGAGCAGGUGUGCCAGAAAGCUCACAGUGGGGAUGACGACCGUGCCUUCCUUGCUGCUCUGCUCCAAAACAAAGCCCUCCAAGCCUUGGUUCAUAUACAUACAAAGAUUGUCAGCUUCAGCAACAGAGGAAUUGCUCCUUCCAGCUGUGAUGCCUCACUCACUGCCGAAAAGGUGUUACAUGCCCUCCAAAAAAAUAUGGAGCCAGAGGCUGAGGAGCUCUGUAUUUUGAUAUCUUCCCCACAUGUCAAGGCUUUGCUUGGGGCCCAUGAUAUUAUAGCAAAAAAGGACUUUCUACCAUCGCUCACAGAAGCAAUCUAUGAAGCUGAAGAGGAUGAAGAGACCAUCAAGAUAGUCCAGCUUGUGAAAAGCAACGAGCCAUUAGGUGCCACCAUUAAGUACAAUGAAAUUGCUAAAGCAAUCACUAUUGCAAGGAUUAUGCAUGGAGGGGCUGCUGACAGAAGUGGUCUUAUCCAUGUUGGUGAUGAAGUCCAUGAAGUGAAUGGGGUUAGUCUGAAAGGCAAGGCACCACAUGAUGUCGUCAGCAUUUUGCAGCAGAGCCAGGCGGGGACCAUCACUCUGAAACUUGUUCCAGCUGAGGAAGCUUCUGUUGGUCGUGAGAGCCGAGUACGUGUCCGGGCACUGUUUGACUAUGAUCCUGCAGCAGAUCCACUGAUUCCAUGCAAGGAAGCAGGCCUGCAAUUUCACCGGGGCCAAGUACUGCACCUGGUUAGCCAAGAUGACUCCAAUUGGUGGCAGGCACGCUGGGAGGGACAGCGAUCAGCUCGUGCAGGACUCAUACCUGCACAAAGCCUCCAGGAGAGGCGAUUCGCAUCAUUGCGAGUGAUGAAUCAGGAGGAUGAUGAUGAGGGCCUGCCAGCAGGCUGCUACUCGCCAAUGCGCAAAGAGCUGAAGGCUCGGAGAGCCAAGAAGGUCAUGUAUGAUGUCUCUGACAAUGAAGACUUUGAUCGAGAGCUUAUUUCAACUUAUGAAGAGGUUGCCAAGCUUUAUCCAAGGCCUGGACUUAACCGUCCCAUUGUGCUUAUUGGUCCUCCAGGUGUUGGUCGCAAUGAACUAAAGCGAAGGCUUGUUGCAAGUGAUCCUGACAAGUUUAAAACUACAAUUCCUUAUACGAGUCGUCCCAUUAAGCCCUGGGAGGUUGAUGGUCGAGAUUACUAUUUUGUGAGCCGACCUGAAAUGGAAGAAAAGAUCCGGCAAGGGCGCUUUGUUGAGCACGGGGAGUACAGAGGAAACCUUUAUGGGACCAGCCUUGACACUGUACGGGCCAUCAUCGACCUGGGCUACACAUGCGUGCUGAAUCCACAUCCACAGGCACUGAAAAUGCUGAGAACAGCGGAGCUUAAGCCAUUUGUAAUAUUUAUCAAGCCUCCAAGCAUUGAAAUACUGAAGGAGACAAGAAAUAAGGCCUGUGCACGUUCUACGUUUGAUGAAAACUGCUCACGAGGGUUUACGGAUGAUGAAUUCCAUGACAUUGUUUAUUUGGGCCACAAGAUGGAUUUCCUGUAUGGUCACAUGUUUGAUCUGACCAUUGUAAACGAGGACCUUCCUCGUGCCUUCUACCAACUGAUGACAGCUGUGAAAGCAGUGGAAGCAGAACCACAGUGGGUGCCUGCAAGCUGGGUGGUUACGUCCCAGUGAGCCUUUGCCCCUGCAACCUUUGUUGGUGUCUAGGCGCUGGCUGGGAGAAGCUUUUGUAAAGCGCAUGCAGUUACGUUUUGUUGGGCUAUCACAAAGAUUUCGCAUGAAAUCCUAAUUUUGCACCUCUACAUUCGAUUGCUUGUGCAUUGCAUAAAGUCAUAUUUUUUUGUCAUAUAUAGUGCAUUUUUAUCAUCUUGUAGCACUGCUUCAAUUUUAUCUUGUGACUAGCAUAUCUCAGCUUCAUUAGCUCAUACAAACUCCUUUAAUUUCAUUGUUAGAUCAUGAUGCAGAACUAGAAACAUUUUUCUAAGCAUUCACAGUCCCAAGAGAUGAAAAUGUAAUGACAGAUGUACUUCAAUAUGCCUAAAAAUUUCAGGGUAAUUUUUUUUAUGAAUUAGCUGAUAUAUUUUUGUUUUUCUUGAAUUAAAAAAUACAGAAAAUUGGCCCCGCACAUAAUGAUAUGACAGAUCAAGUGGGAUAUUAUUUAUCUUCACAAGAGAUUUGUAAAAGGAAACACAAUUGUGUUGUAGGGAGCAGUGCAUUUCAUGAGGGCAGCCAAGUGUGUGAACAAAGCUUGUUAAUGUAGAAUAAUAUAGGAAUAGUCUUUGGUCACAUGUUGUAUGUAACUUGCUGUGAAGCACUGACACUUUGGUCAUGAGCAAGCCAUGCAACAAAAGGGCUUUUUAUCUUGUACAUAACUAUCUUGAAAUACUGUCAUUGUUUUAAACCAUUGUUAUCUCAUACAAGGGCAUAACUUAGUGGUAAGCAAUGAAAAACCAAUGCAUGGUUAUACCUGUGAAAUUGCAAGAAUGUAGUUAGCCAUUGCACCCUGCUCUGUCUAAACUCGGCCUACUAUACAUUUUUGUCAUGUGAUUGACUUGAAGGUACAGUAAAUUUGUGUACUUUUCUUUUAUCUUUUUUUACGCUUUAUUAAACUCAUUGCGUACUUGACCUUGUAAUCAUCUGGUGGGAGUGUGGAGCACAUUGCAUGUGUAAGUAAUACUGCCAGAAGCAUUUCUGUGGCUCCGUUUAAACAUGCUUGUAGAACUUUUGUCACAUUGGUUGCUCUUGAGUGACAUGUGAUGGCCUUGCUGUUUGUACAAAUUACAUGGUGAUGAUUGUCGUAUAAGCAACAUUCUUGUGCAAGAUCUGUAUUGCUUUGAGAAUUGAAAAUGGCAGCUCUUUCCUGAUACAGUAAAUGUGCUUCAUUUCAUGAAACAGUGCUCUGUUUGCUGUUGAAAGAUUCCUUUGACUGGUUCUAGUUCUUAUUAUGCACUUGCAGCAGAAGUGAGGAUUAUGUGCUGAAUAUAAAAUCUUCAGGGCUGCUAUCAACCCUUUGUGGUCGUAUGCUUUUACCCAUGCCUGGCAGUUGUUUCAGUUGGAUGCUAUUUGUGGAUUUCUAAACAGCGUGAAGGCAUACCACUUGUUAGCGCAAAUGUGUCACAAACCAUUUGGAGUAUUUGUUCAUCCUGACCACUGCAAUCAUCCUCAGAUGCACUGAAUGCAUGUAAACUGGUUUUAUAAUGAGCACUUGAUGAAAAUGCUGCCAUGUUUUAAACAGGCUGCUACCAUGCAAAUGGGGAUACCAACUGGAAAGUGUGCUAUCCUCCCACAGUACAGAAGUGAAAAGCUGAAUGAAAAUGCAUUGCAAGUUUCUCCUGAGGUACGGUGCUACAAGUUUGCAAGAAAUUUUUAUGUAUUUCAUUGACCACACUUAGCAUGCUUCCUGACUGGAGCCAACUUGCUCCAGUGCCGGCAACACAAGACCACAAAGGGUUGCCCAUUCCUAUCAUCCUUUCUUUCUUCGGGUCUGCAAAAUCCAAGCUGGGUCUGUUAGCAUGCUAUUUUACUUCAUAUUUAUGAACCAUGUGGCAGUCUUUGCACUGCACUGAACUGCUUUGCAUAGGACAUAAUACCAGUACAAAAUGCCAAUUAUGCACUGGCAUGCUGCCUCUCGCAUCAUUGUACAAAGUGGUCCUAUGCAAGCUACAAUGCCUGUUUGUGCAAAAUUUUUAACACUAUUUGUUGUAAGCCAAGACUACAGUGUAUCUUACUGCAUUGGCCAGAUCUCUUUGUAGAUGGUGCAGGUUGCACAACCGAACAGCAGUUUUUUUUUUUUUAACAAAAGAACGAAUUGCUUAGCUUGAUGGAGAUGCCAUUGUACCGCAAACCCUGGUACAUGAAGUUGCUAGAAGCUUAUCAAGCUGUAGAUAUUUUUCAAAAUAAAGUUAAGGACUGCUAGUGAUUUGGUGUGCUAGUACCAAAAACUAGGGUCUAUAAAGCACUAAAUACAACACUUUCUGGCUCAGCAUUCUAAGUGCAAAUUAGAAACUUGCAGUAUUUGGAGAUAAUGGGUUUUGUCUAGUGUAGAUUCAAGAUUUGUCAUACAUUUUGUGUACAUACACUUAGAGGAGGUUUUCCAGCUUCUUCUCUUUGCUCCGGCAGCUUGCAGUAACUGUGAAUGCGGUAUCGUUGAGCAGUAACAUAACAAUUCAACUGUGUAUACAAAUGUGCUACCUUUACAAUUGUUCAUUGACCUUGUGAAAAAGUAUCUUGUCUUUAUGCUUCUGAUGCUGUGUAAUAAUGAAUGCUGCAUGCGUACUAAUGGAUUAGAACUAAGAUGAGCAUUGUA